Messenger RNA from Acanthaster planci (crown-of-thorns starfish), 3795 nucleotides. RefSeq lists its product as uncharacterized. Gene Ontology annotation, biological process: cytidine to uridine editing. Gene Ontology annotation, cellular component: nucleus; cytoplasm. NCBI's taxonomy places the organism in Eukaryota, Metazoa, Echinodermata, Asteroidea, Valvatida, Acanthasteridae. The record is from RefSeq and is a predicted model, not a curated record. Gene Ontology annotation, molecular function: cytidine deaminase activity; zinc ion binding; RNA binding.
AGUCCAGAAUGUCUGACAACCUAACUGAAGCCCAACAGAGCACCUUGAUUCACGAGAGCAUGAAAAAGAUGAUCUCUUUUGCUAAAGAAGACAUUGAAUCAUUCAUUCAAACAGGUCCCCUUGGAGAUGAAAGGCCUAGACGAGCUGUUUUGCUCUUCAAUGACCGAGUGUACUGCAGUACUCUUGACAAGCAUGCCGAGCAAAUUGCUCUUGAUUCCAUUGGUGAAAAAAUUGAAGGCAUUAAAAAUAUACUCAUGUUCAUUAAUUACUCCCCCUGUCACAUAUGUUCUUCCAGAAUAUUAGAUAUAGUGCAAAAUCAUCCUGAUAUAAAAAUUGAAAUUAAAUUUGCCAAGGUUUUUCAAAUACAAGAAAUAGAAAAUAGACAAGGGUUGAAAGAAUUAAGGAAGCAUGGAGUCACUUUAAAAGCAAUAGAGGGCCAGGACUGGAAAAGCAUUGUUGGAAAGUUUCUUGAGCAUUAUGGGAGGUUUUAUUGGAAGGUGUUAUUGAAAAGAAUUCUAGACAAACAUUGGGAAUCUGGACAGGAAAAGGUACUCCAAGAAAUUUUGGAAUGCCAUCAGGGGGAUUACAAGACAGCCAAAAUGAUGCAAACUUUCAUUCAACACUGGGAGUGUGGAUUUAAGAACGUCUUUAGCACAGUCUUCCUGGAUGACAUGGAGGACAGAUGGAAAGCUAAAUUAGAACAGAUUCUCAAAGAUAACUGGAGUGAUAAAGUAACGUUACUGCAAAAGAUUUGCAAGCACCAUGGGAAAGACAAAUGGGAAAGCGUACUGUUUCUGAUCCUCAAACAUGAAGGGAACCACGACUGGAGAACUGCACUGAGAAAAAUAGUAGAAACUCAGUUAAAUAUGAAGGCACCAAGAUUGAGGUACAGUCAAAAUUUUAAUCCAAAUACCAGAGAAAUGAUCGAAUAUGUUAAUUAUCGACAGGUACAGGCAUGGGAAAGGUUGGGUGGGAUUCUCUCUCACCAUCUGCAAGACAGUAAGAUAAAGACUUUAACGAAUAUUCUUAGAACGUAUGGCCAGUAUCAUCUGGGAAUACUGGUUUUGAAUAUGUCCGAAGAAAACAGACAAGGUUAUGUUUGGUUGAAACUAGUACUCAAAGCGGUGGGUAUCAGAAAUGCAGCGCAAUGGUCAGGACGGCGCAUUAUUGCAGAUUUUCAUGCAGCACAAGAACUAGACCAAUGUUAUCAAUAGAUGCUCAUUAGUAACCUCAGAAGCCAUGAUUCUUUGAACAUAACUGUGAUAUUUCACAUAAGUGGGUUAUACUUAAUGGUUAUUUUAAAACCGGAUAUAUGGCACCAGUAAAUGUCAAUGUUUAAACUCAACUAUGGAUGUAGUUUCAUUUCGUGAAUGCAUGAGAAUGGGGAAAAACCAGCAGCACAGUGGGAAUGUUUCUGGUUGCAGGAAGAGAGCUUAUCGGAAAAUUCACAUAGAAGUAUUUGUGAAGAAGUGACAAGGUUCACUUGGAAAGGGAGGCGUGGCUAAAAGGGUAACACAACAACUCUAUGGCAGUGAUUAAACUGAUGAGCAGGAUGGUUUAAUGAAGAAACUGUCUGUUUAUUAUACCCAGAUAAUUAGAAAACAGGGGGUGGUGACUUGCAAUUGGCCAGGAUACUGUAGCAAUCUUGGGGAAACUGUGAUUUGUGAACGGAGUGGUGGAGCUGAAACCAGUGAUGAAGUCUUGGAAAUAUAUGGAACUGGAAACCGUGGUGAAUGGGGAAUAAACAGAAAUAAAUACUAAUAAAUUAACUGGAAUGCACGUACAUGUGCCCACAAGACGACAACAUAAUUGUACAUGUAACAUUGCAACACUUGUCCCCUAUUAAGGCUAAGGUUUGUACUCUAAACUCCUCUAUUUUACACACUAACACAAGAAUCACCAUAUGAUCUUAUACUAUAAACACUAAAGAACAUAUGGCUGUACUCACAAUUGUCAGUAACGCACGGUAAGGGCAAAUUUGGAGGUAUUCUGGUUGGAAAUGUGCUUGGUAAACCUGACUUUAGAAUGGAAUGUACGGUGCGAGAAUGAACAAACUACUGAGGGCGCCCUACCAACUAUUGCGCGGUCAGUCGACAGUAAGGGACGUUCUUACAGUAUUUGCUUCCAUUCUUUUAUAUAUUUUUCUCUGUCUCUUUUGGAGGGGGAUGGUUCAAAAGUGGCUAAUGGGGGAUGAGGUGGGUGGCAAUCAGUGGUGUAGUGAAGGCGUUUUCGUUAGGUGUGCAGAAACAUGCAGAAUUAUUCUCAGUGUUUCAAUAAAACUUAUCCUCCAGCCAUAAAUUAUUGAUUACCUGGGCAAAUUUUGCUGAUUGGGAACUCACUUGCAACGGAAAAUUCAGAAUUUCCAAUAUUGGAAAUAUUGAGGCUGCUCUGAAAUAUUGUGUUUUCUGGGAAAAUGCUUCGAUUUUCUCACUGCUAAAUUUGAGUUUUUAGGACAUAUUAUUGCUUUCUGAGGGCUUAUUUGUUUGGUGUACAACAGGAAUCUGAAUUCUUGGGUUUUUGCAUAACUCCAAAGGGAAUUUGAUAUAUUUUAAAGUAUUAAUAAUUUCAUAUUUUAACGCUUGCUUGCCUUCUUGAUCAAACUAUCCAGAUAGUCUUACAUUUUGUUUUUCAUUUACAGAGUAGUAAACCUAAGUAAGCUUAUGCAAUUAGAUCAAAUUUCCCAUCAGAACACAUGUAAUUUCAUGCCUUUUACUAGCAGUACAUGCGCGCAUUUCAAGAUUUGGCAGUUACUUAUGAAAUAUACUUGAAUAAAAAAUAACAAAAUGUAAAAAGUGUUGACUGUAGCAUGUUACACAUUUUCAUGCUAAAAUUGUUUGGUGAAUGGUUACAGGUUCUUUUGAAACAGAAAUAUUUACAGUUUAAACGGAUGUAUUUCAUUCAGACUUUUCUUUUUGAGUUUUAUGUCGACAUAAUGUUAGAAGACAGCAACCAAACUGUUUCACUGGAAUCUCUGUGAAACGAUUGAACAUUUCAAAUCAGUAACCAGCUUUCAAACCAAAAGCUAGUAGAAGACAGCAACCAAACUGUUUCACUGGAAUCUCUGUGAAACGAUUGAACAUUUCAAAUCAGUAACCAGCUUUCAAACCAAAAGCUAGUUCUCUUUUCCAACAGCAAGAUCUCAUUCUCUCUUACUAGUUUUUAAUGUAUUUUGUACUGAGGUUAGAUAUAAAUUAUUUUAGGUAUUUACAUUGUUUAUAUUCAGUUUUCACAUAGUUAAAGGAAUUACAAAUUUUAACUGUAUUUGUAUAUCUUUGUAAUUGUAAUGUAGCUGUUUUAGUACUAAUUCUGUAAGCGAACAUUUUAGUUACCCGGGUAGAAUGUAAUGAAGAUUCUUGACAUAACUUAUUAUUGUUGAGUUAUUGCUUUGAAGUCUCAAACACGUCUGGUUACUCUGGUUAGGUGUUAUGAUAACAUGCUCCAGGUUUCUGCUGCUUCAAACAAAUUGCCUGGACAACCCACUACUCUGGAAUUUAAAUACCAAGGUAUCUGCAAUCUAACCCAUCCUGGCAACAAUUUCUGUGAGAACAUGAGAAUGUUGCAAGAGUAGUAAAACACAUCAGCAUAAUGGACGCUUCAUAUGAGGGUUGUUAGCAAACUGUAAUUUUAGCCUUCAUCGAACUCGAAAUGGAAAAGAAACACAUUGGUAACAUUUUGCUUUACAAUAUAUAAUGCUGCUGAAAUUUUUCUGUAAAAUGUCCUAUUAGUCAUUAACAUCCAGUGUCUAAACCAUAAAUUCCUUUAAAAAUCUGAAGACAACAUGAAUAGUCCUUCAAA